AUGACUAGGUGGUUCAAUGCUAGACGUAGAAAGUCUUCUAAUUGGCGCGGGAGUCUGCCACCGGAGGUGGCGAAGGUUAUGAAAGAACACAUGGAAGAGGUUAAAGGUAGUCAUGUGAACCAGAUAUCUAGUUGGACUUUUGAGGUUGUUGGUAAAUUUGGUGACCGUAACACAGUCCUACUUAGCGAGAAGAGAUGUUCGUGUAAGAAGUUCGACAGGCUGCAAAUCACGUGUGGCCAUGCUAUGCUCGCCGCUGACACAGUCGGAGUCCUUCCAAGUACUUUGGUGGGCCUUUGGAACAAGCCUGGUGCCUGA
Molecule: messenger RNA, 315 nt
Organism: Microthlaspi erraticum
Lineage: Eukaryota; Viridiplantae; Streptophyta; Magnoliopsida; Brassicales; Brassicaceae
Source: the annotation of a GenBank genome assembly